This is a messenger RNA of Cryptomeria japonica (Japanese cedar), 2609 nucleotides long. Its product is annotated as long chain acyl-CoA synthetase 4. Gene Ontology annotation, molecular function: long-chain fatty acid-CoA ligase activity. Gene Ontology annotation, cellular component: membrane; endoplasmic reticulum. The record is from RefSeq and is a predicted model, not a curated record. NCBI's taxonomy places the organism in Eukaryota, Viridiplantae, Streptophyta, Pinopsida, Cupressales, Cupressaceae. The transcript has 20 exons. Gene Ontology annotation, biological process: fatty acid metabolic process. Bases 253 to 2223 code for a protein of 656 amino acids.
UUUCGUAAAACGGUUCAAAUAUAAAAAACCUCUAAAAAAAUUGAAAAUUAAAUUUCAAAGAAAAGUUCAGAUCCACCAAAAGUCAGCAAAAGAAGAUGUGGUUGAACAAAUCUUAGGGCUUUCUCCGAUUCACACGAAAUUUUACCAUCAACCGAACAAAUCUACGGAAAAAAUUGUAUAUCUUCUGCAGGGAUAGUAUUCACUGCAACUGAAGAAUCGAUUUGCGUUCAUUUGCAGUUAAGGUAAGAAAUAAUGCAGUCGUACGUUGUAGAGGUGGAAAAGGCUAAAGAAGCUGCCAAUGGCAGGCCUUCUGCAGGUCCUGUAUACCGCUCUGUUUAUUGUAAGGACGGAUUUCCUGCUCCUGUCGCAGGCAUCGAGAGCUGCUGGGAUAUUUUCAAUCAUGCUGUGCAAAAGCAUCCACAUAAUCCGAUGCUAGGACAGCGUGAGACCAUAAAUGGAAAGGCAGGUCAAUACAAAUGGCUCACAUACCAGGAAGUUUACAACAUGGUUCUAAAAAUUGGGUCUGCUCUUCGGAGCUGUGGCAUUGAGCAUGGAGGACGUUGCGGUAUUUAUGGAGUAAACUGUCCUGAAUGGAUUGUUAGCAUGGAGGCUUGUAAUGCCCAUGGCAUUUAUUGUGUUCCUCUAUAUGAUACUCUUGGUGCGGAUGCAGUUGAGUUCAUCAUUCAUCAUGCUGAAGUCUCAAUUGCCAUUGUCCAAGAGGCAAAAAUUCCUGUGAUCUUAAAAAGUUUGCCAGCAUGUGUCGACCGUUUAAAGACACUUGUGAGCUUUGGUAACAUCUCAGAUGCACAGAGAGAAGAAGCUGAAAAGCAUGGAGCGAAAUUAUACAGUUGGAAAGAUUUUCUUUCACUAGGUGAGAAAAAGAGUUUUACUCUCUCAGCACCAAAAAAGACUGAUAUCUGCACAAUAAUGUACACCAGUGGCACAACCGGAGAACCCAAAGGUGUACUGAUAACAAAUGAGAACAUUGUCACUCUCGUUACUGGAAUUAAUCAUUUACUUCAAUGUCAAGAUGAAGAGCUUUCUGAGAAGGAUGUUUAUAUCUCAUAUCUUCCUCUAGCACAUAUUUUUGAUCGGGUUCUUGAAGAAUAUUUCAUAUCAAAGAGUGCUUCAAUAGGUUUCUACCGAGGGGAUGCCAAGCUUUUGGUUGAGGAUAUUGCAGAGUUGAAGCCAACUGUUUUCUGUGGUGUUCCACGUGUCUUUGAUCGCAUAUAUUCAGGGUUAAACCAGAAGAUAUCUACUGGAGGUUUUUUGAGCAGAAAGGUGUUUGAGCUUGCAUAUAAAUACAAGCUCAAUAACAUGCGGAAGGGAUGGAAACAUGAGAAAGCUGCUACAAUUGCUGAUAAAAUUGUUUUUAGCAAGGUAAAACAAGCUCUCGGAGGACGUGUCCGUGUAAUCCUAUCAGGAGCAGCACCACUUGCAAGACAUGUUGAAGAAUUUUUACGUGUAGUUGCCUGUUGCCAUGUAGUUCAGGGCUAUGGCUUGACAGAAACUUGUGCCGGAAGUUUUGUUUCAAUUCCAAAUGUCAUGUCAAUGAUGGGUACAGUUGGUCCACCUGCACCAAAUGUUGAGGCCUGCCUUGAGUCUGUCCCGGAUAUGGGAUAUGAUGCACUUUCACAAGUGCCACGUGGAGAGGUCUGCAUACGAGGCAAAACCUUGUUUUCUGGUUAUUACAAGCGUGACGACCUUACAAAUGAGGUUUUGGUCGAUGGGUGGUUUCAUACAGGUGAUGUUGGGGAGUGGCAGCCAGAUGGAGCACUGAAAAUCAUUGACAGAAAGAAAAAUAUAUUUAAGCUUUCACAAGGAGAAUAUAUUGCAGUGGAAAAUCUUGAGAAUGUUUAUGGACUGUGCUCUCUUAUUGAUUCGAUAUGGGUUUAUGGGAAUAGUUUCGAGUCUUAUCUUGUUGCUAUUGUUACACCCAAUCAACAAGCACUUGAGAAUUGGGCUACAGCUAAUGGAGAGACUGGAGAUUUUGCUGCAUUGUGCCAAAAUCCCAAGGCAAAGGCACACAUUUUGGAAGAACUGAAUGCAGUAGCUAAAAACAGCAAGCUGAAAGGAUUUGAGUUUUUGAAAGCUAUACACCUUGAUCCUCUGCCAUUUGAUAUGGAAAGAGAUUUGCUUACUCCAACAUUUAAAAAGAAGCGGCCACAACUACUGAAAUAUUAUAAGGAAAUUAUUGAUGAUCUAUACAAAAGCCUUAAGUAAGCUCCAGAGGAACAAAUGUGAGGGAUUGGAAUGCAUCCUGAAAUUGCUGCCCGUAAGGAUUGGAUAGAUGUAUUCUUUAGUCUACUGUGCUUGGAAAUGUUAUUUUCAUAUUGCUGAAUCAAAGGUGGGUAUAUAUGCUGAUUAAGAAAAAAGACUAAGCUACUCUUUUAGAUCUGCCAGUCUGCCAGAUAUGGCUCUGUAGCAACUUCAUCACUUCGUUCCUUCUCAAGCAUUUCUCCCACUGGCUUUGUAAAUGUUUAUUAUUUUCAUGGAAAAGUGAAAACUAUCCCUUCUACUUUCAUAAUGAUGAUAUAUAGAGUUGUAGAUUGCCCAUGAUUUGUAUAUUUUAUCCAUGUGACAGAAAUAGCAAUGAAAUAUUGUAUUGA